Messenger RNA from Linum trigynum, 2642 nucleotides. The record is from the annotation of a GenBank genome assembly. NCBI's taxonomy places the organism in Eukaryota, Viridiplantae, Streptophyta, Magnoliopsida, Malpighiales, Linaceae.
CUAUUUUCAUAUAUUGGUGCUAAACCUGACUAAAGUGAUCAAACCAUUAACCCUAAACGAACUUGUUCGACCGAACCAACGAGCUAAAUCAGAUUGAAAACCCAAUUAACAAUUAUAUACAAUAAGGAAGAAUUUGGUGUUGAGCAGUUUUGGUUCGGGAGUGAGUUUUACUCGUUUACAAAAUAUGGGUUUCGAAGGGCACUAUUCAUUAGAUUCAAAUCGCUAGGAAUUUCGGGUAUAGAUUUUGUUAAAAACUCAACUUGUUGGUAUCUCGACCCGUUCAAAGCAAGUUAAACCCGAUGCUGAGGAAUUUUAGUCAGAAAUGAGUUUUACCUUCUUUUGUAAUUGACAGGUUGGGUCGGGUGUGAAUUUAUAAAACUCUAUCGCCUCGCUUUAUCAUAGUUUUGAUGGUGUUAACGAGCUUUGGGUUGAUAUUUUAGUUAAUAAAAAUUUAAGUGUCAUUUAAACCUACAUUUUUUCCUUUUAUGAUAGUUGAAUCCAAAAUUCUAAAUCCAUGGGUAUUUAACCGGGAGCGGAUCAAAUCAGUAAUCCUUAUAGUGAUUAACCAUCAGUAACCUGUCCACAUCCGCAUGACAUUAGUACCCCCUCUCUCCUGGAAAGUCUUUUAUCUUUUCCCCUUUUAAUAUUUAAUGGACGAUUUCUCUCUCGUUUUUAGUCGAAAUUUAAUUUUUUUUUGCACAGAUAAAUUAGAUUAAAUGUGCUCUUUAAAAUGAUAUCCACUUUGAUAUAUUUUUAGUACAAAAAAAUCGAAUAAUUUUUUACCAGUCAUUACCAUAUGGUAUGCUCAUAUUUAAUACUAUAUGGUAAGAAAGCGUACAAUGAUGGUAUGAACAUACCAAUAUGGUAAGAAGGUUGAAUACAUGAUAGUAGGAGUAUACUAACUGUCAUUUACUACUUUCAUCAUUGUUUACCACAAGUUACCAGCCACAUACCAUAGUAGUAAAGUAUGGUAAUUUUUAGUCCAAUAUUUUUUUUACCCAGAAAUUUGUAGAUCCAAUAGAUCAUGAUGAACUCGUUCCUUCUGAGCAAACAUUUUAAAAAACGACUUAAAAACGAAGAAGUUACCAUAUGGUAUGUAGUUGGUAAAAAAAAGUUUCUCGAAAUAUAUUGAAAAUUGAUCUCAUUUUGUAGAGCACAACGAACGCGUUCCAUGUGUGCAAAAAAAAUUGAAAUCAGAGUUAAAACGAGGAAGAUAAGAGCCGAUUAUGAAAACUAGUGAAAAUAAAAUAUAUUUAAUUGACAACUCUUAGAUCUGGAUUUUCUAGGCCCACUUAUAUCUAAAUGUACACAUUUAGUUACUUAUAUGUCAGUAACCAAUGGUUAUUGGCCCUAUCCUAAGCCUAUUCAACCUAAUUCGACCCAGUUAAAACUAGUUGAAUAAGUUGUUGAUUAAUUUUGGUCGGGAGCGAGUUUAACCCGCUUUGCGAUUGAUGGGUUGAGCUAGGUGUAGUGAUAGACCGUCAUUUACACAUGUUUUUACCCCCGUUCUUACACCGUUUGAGGUGUUGAUUCUCGUGUUUUAGGCCGAUUUCACGCUAGGUUGUGCUUGUUUGUGAUAUUUCAGGUCCUAGUACGUGAAUGAAGGCUUAGGAGCGAGUCUGGGGUCGAUUGGACGAAGAACGGACGAAUGGCGAGGUUUUUGGGGAGCUGCACGGGCAGACCAGGGAGGCUGCACGGCCGUGCACGGUUGCAAGCUGGCCGUGCGCCUCAUGCCGAGGAGAUGCACGGGCAGGCCCUGAAGAUUGCACGGCCGUGCACCUGGCCGUGCAAGAAGCCUGAGUUCGACUUAAGGGAUACGCUGCGUUUCAUGGUGCACGGCCAGAAUGGUGAAGUGCACGGCCGUGCACCCUGGCCGUGCAACUCGGGAAACCCAGUUUUAAAGCCUAAUCCGAGCCAGAAGUGGGAGAACAGAGUUUUCAGAGCAAAAACAGAGCCCUAGAGAGAGAAAGUACGAAGAACACAUCCUAGAAGCUGUCUUAGAGCUGGAUUUCAUCGAAUCGAGCCUGGAGAUCGUCAUAGGAGUGAAAAUCAUCGUCCCGGAGCAAAUUAUCCUCAUCGUUAUGAGUAUGACUAAUCCGAUUCCUGUUUUCUCUUCUCUCUCUAUGGAGUAGAACCCUUCUCUCACUUGGGGAUGAAGAACCCUAGUUCCAUGUGUUAGGGGAUUGAUUGUAAUGACUUGGGAUGAUACUACUGUUUGAUUUUAAUCGAAUGAUGCAUGUUUCAUGAAUUGAUUUGAGUCUGAUCAGCUUGUCUCAAUUUCUGCUUCAACCUGAGAUAGAUAGAAUCUGAUUAGGUUGUUAGAGCCUCUUCAUUCGAUAGUAGGAGGUUGGCUAUACGAGAGUUAGCCAGUUUACUGCUUUGUACUGGUGUUCUUGGCGCCAGUAGUGGAGUUCUGUGUUCAUAGCCUCAGCUUUCUAUCCCGGUGAAGACUAGUCGUCUGCCGGGUAGUUAGACUGAGAGGGCUUGGUCAGCUUAAGAGAUUCCAAGCUACUGUCGGAUCUUCCGCAGUCUAAUCAACAGUAAAUCAACCCAGGGUAAAUUGCAAUUGAAACCUAACUAAAGAGCUAGGGGGAUUCAUUCCCGAGUGACUCUUUCCUGCUUAAGAAAACCGAAUAAUUUCC